Messenger RNA from Artibeus jamaicensis (Jamaican fruit-eating bat), 2137 nucleotides. RefSeq names its product CCCTC-binding factor like (gene CTCFL). Bases 44 to 2014 code for a protein of 656 amino acids. The transcript has 11 exons. The record is from RefSeq and is a predicted model, not a curated record. NCBI's taxonomy places the organism in Eukaryota, Metazoa, Chordata, Mammalia, Chiroptera, Phyllostomidae.
GGGUGGGCCGGCACCAAGGCCACGCCUCCUGGGCCGAGUCAAAAUGGCCGGGACCGCCGGCUUCGACACUCUCAAGCAAUUCACCAAAAUCAAAGAGGUGGUACCAGUAAAAGCCCAGGAGGAGGAGGGUGGAGUGCGCAGAGCGCAGGAGCCCCCAAGCCCUGGGGAGGUGGGGGCCGAGCGCACCCGUGGGACCCUCCUGACCAAGAUCCCCGAAGGAGAGCAGGAGUUGGCGCUGGCCACCGUGGAGGACAGCGGGAGACACAUGCUGACCCUGCAGCCGGCGCACGCCACCUUCGACAGCGCCGAACUCCCGGAGGUUGGCUGGCUGAUGCCGCCUUACCCAGAGGGGGUGCAGGUGACGGUGCAGCAGGCCGGCAGCGCGGUGCCGUCGCUGCUGUGGGUCAGAGAGGGGGCCCAGCAGAGCCUGCACCAGUGCGUGGCCAUCAGCAUGCAGGACAAGGUGUACUCGCUGCAGGAAAUGCAGAUGAUGCAGUUUCACGUGCUGCAGGACGGCGUGGCCGUGGCCACGGAAGACAGUACCAGCGCAGAGAGCCCGCCCGGAAGCCCGGCAUGGACUAAGCUUGGGGAAGGUCAGGAGGAAGACCAGCCGCCAGCUGAAGGAGUUGCGGACAACACACAGAAGCAGUUCUUUCUCGUGGAAGCAAGGCCUGGAGAUGAGAGAAGAAACGAAAUCAUUCUGACAGUUUCAGACUUGAACGUGGAGAAAACAGAAGAUCAACCCGCGCCCGUUCAACCACUUGUUGGAAGAGCCGGCUCUCCAAAAACUCAACGAGAGACCGAGGGGGUCAGACAGACCUUCCGCUGCGACUCCUGCCUGUUCUCAACGCCCCGAAUUUCGAGUCUGAACCGCCACGUGAAGAUUCACACCAACGAGAGGCCUCACACGUGCCACCUGUGCCUGAAGGCCUUCCGCACGGUCACUCUCCUGCGGAACCACAUCAACACGCACACAGGAACCCGGCCCCACAAGUGUGGUGACUGUGACAUGGCGUUUGUCACCAGCGGGGAGCUUGUCCGGCACAGGCGUUACAGACACACUCACGAGAAGCCGUUCAAAUGCUCCCUGUGCAAAUACGCCAGCGUGGAAGCAAGCAAGCUGAAACGUCACAUCCGGUCGCACACCGGGGAGCGUCCCUACCAGUGCCAGCUGUGCAGCUACGCCAGCAAGGACACCCACAAGCUGAAACGACACAUGAGGACGCACUCAGGGGAGAAGCCCUACGAGUGCCACUUGUGCCAGGCACGCUUCACCCAGAGAGGCACCAUGAAAAUACACAUCGAGCAGAAACACAACAACAACAUCCCCAAGUACCAGUGUCCCCACUGUGCCACGAACAUCUCCAGGAAGAGCGACCUGCGUGUCCAUUUGCACAACCUGCACAGUUACAGAGACACAGAGAUGGAGUGUCGCUACUGUCCUGCCGUCUUCCACGAGCGCUACAGCCUCCUUCAGCACCAGAAAACUCAUAAAAACGAGAAGAAGUUCAAGUGCAAGUACUGCAGCUACGCCUGCAAGCAGGAGCGCCACCUGACGGUUCACAUCCGCACGCACACCGGCGAGAAGCCCUUCGCCUGCGUCUCCUGCAACCAGCGUUUCCGACAGAAGCAGCUUCUGACUGUGCAUGUCCAGAAACACCACGACGCGGAGUUCGUCCCGGCCGUGCACACGUGCUCCAAGUGUGGCAAGGGCUUUUCCCGCUGGACCAACAUGCGGAGACACUCCGAGAAGUGUGAGGCAGAGCAAGGCAAAGCGGCCCCCUCAGGGAUGGGAAGAAGAAUGAGAACGAGGAAGCUGGCCGUCCUGCAAGAGGCAGCGAAGGAAGACGAAGCCGCUGCCGAGGGAGCCCCCAUGGCCAUGGGAGACCAGUGCCCUGGAGAGGCAGCUCCUGCAGCCUACGGAGAGGCUGCUGCCGCCGCCACCACCACCGGCAUCGAGGACCUGGAUGGGGACAUGACCUGCGAGAUGAUCCUCAACAUGCUGUCCGAGUGAGGGGGUCAGACGGGCCCGUCACCGCCUGGCCUGUUCAACGCACGUUAGAAACGUUCAGUGCCUUUGAAACAAUGAAGUUCAUGGCCCUGGAUAGGCACAGGUUUUCCAAAGCUUGAGGGAGUG